This is a messenger RNA of Saprolegnia parasitica CBS 223.65, 1002 nucleotides long. RefSeq lists its product as hypothetical. The record is from RefSeq and is a predicted model, not a curated record. The transcript has 4 exons. Lineage: Eukaryota; Oomycota; Saprolegniomycetes; Saprolegniales; Saprolegniaceae. Bases 1 to 1002 code for a protein of 333 amino acids.
AUGGCGACGGACCGGGCAGCGCGGGCCUUCAGCAACACGGCCGAGUGGAUCCAUGCGACCAAGGUGCUGGCCACAACGCUGCGCGAGUUCGUGGACCUCCAGACCAAGCACAAGGAAGAGCUGCGCGACUUUUCCGAGCAGGCGACCGCGCAGCUCGAGGCGGCGCAGCCGGCCUCGACGACGUACCAUGGCAGCGGCCUCAUCCUUGCACGCGUCUCAGCGCUCUUUGCCCAGGUCGCCAGCGCGCAGGACGCCAUGUGCAUCAACCUGCCGCUGGACAUUGACGAGCUCGAGCAAGAGCUCCAGCGCCACAUUGAGCGCUUGCAGACGCUGCAGACCGACGCGACCGAGCGCAACCGCAUCUUUGAGGCGACGAAGACGCAGUACCGCGCAUCGCUCGAAUCGUUUGACGUAUCGUUCCAGUCGGCGGCGAAAGCGCUCGAAACCGGCAUGAACAAAGGCGGUAUCGACCCGUACAUCUUCGAGAUCCUCGACUCGGACGACCGCGCCGAGAUCCGCACGGGCAAGGAAACCAAAGUGGUCGAGCACAUCGCGCACCAGAUUCGCGCGUCCAAGGUCGCCAAGGCGACGUGCGCAUCCCAGUACAAGGCUUUUCGCAAGAUUGCAAGCGACUACAUUCGGUCGCUCGAGUCGAUCGAGCUCAACCAGCAGCAACUCGAGCAAGACUGCAGCCAAACCAUUGCAAGCAUUGUCCACAAAUUUAUCGUGUGCUACAUGUCGCUCAUCAAAAACAUGGAGUACGAUACAAGACAACUCAACGAACGCAUCGAGGAAGAGACGCAGCGCACGAUCGAAGACGAGCCGCUCACGCACCUUCUUGCGAAGGAGAUCCACGCCGAGCUCCAAGCCAUGGCACCGCCGAUGCCGGGGCCAUUGGAGCUCGCGUACUUUCUCGAACAGUUUGUUCCGAGUGCACCCGUGCGGCCGCUGCUCGUGCGCCAUCAAGCCGCCCGCCUUAACGUCUUUGCGCCGUCGUCCUAG